ACUUAACCCCGCUUCACACACACAUACAUACACGCACUCAUCUUUAUUAUUAACACUAUUGCAUUUUUCUUUUGCCUUGUUUUCUUCAAUGGUCGUUGUUUGCUCGCGGAUGCCUUUGGCAGAUUUGUUGCUUAUAGCUGGACACUUCUCUAUUUUCUGAUUCUUGGACUUGGUGGCUGAUUAUCUGUUUUUGGCUGAUUUUCACUUGUAUAUGUGUUUAAUCAUUAUAGGAUUUGAUUAAAUUCCCCCCCCCCCCUGGAGAAAGUUUUGAACUUUAAUUAUGUUUGGUUUUGUCCCUGAUAAUUAUACGGAUUUUUAAUUUUCUUUUACUAUUUUGAUGAAUCUUGUUAAAGGGACUUGUGAAACUGGUUUAACCUUUUCUUGGGACCAGUUGGAAGCCCUUGUGAAGAUCACAUCAAUUCGUACCAUUUGUGAGAUAACACUUAAAACCGUCUCAUAAGCUGGUAACCCCUUCAUGAUCUUGCAUGUUAGAAGGCUCGUCAAUGUUUUCAACUUUGAUGUCUUGCCCCUGGAAACUCAUUUAGGCUCAUCUGUCUCCAAAAUCUACUUACAUUAUUUUUCGACUUCACACAGUCUCGCUGUGCAGCGUUACCCUUCUACAAGCAAUGCAUCUUCUGAUCAAGCAGUAAAAUGUGUAGAUUUUUUGAGAAAGCAUGAUGCUGAUGUUGUCAUUGCCAAAGUUCUUGCAGCAAAGAAUGAAGCUGAAGUUUUUCAGACUCUGGUACAUGACCCUGGAUGUAACACGGUACAAAUUACCCAUAGCUUGGUCACUAGGUUGCUUCAUCGUUUUCAAGAUGAUUGGAAGUCUGCAUUGGUUGUUUUCAGAUGGGUAGAAACAUGUCCAGCCUAUAAACCCUCGCCUGAAUUGUAUGAUAAAUUGGUCGACAUAUUGGGAAAGAUGAAGCAAUUGGAGAAAAUGAGGGCACUACUGGAGGAAAUGCGCGAGAACCAUCUAGUGUCACUAAAUACCAUAGCAAAGGUGAUGAGGAGAUUUGCAGGGGCAGGAGACUGGAGAGAUGCUGUAAAAACAUUUGAUGAGUUAGAAAACUUUGGCUUGGUGAAGAAUACAGAAUCCAUGAACUUGUUACUCGACACCCUUUGCAAAGAGAAGAAAGUCAACCAGGCACGUGAAAUAUUCUUGGAGCUGAAGUCACAUAUACCUCCAAAUGCAAACACUUUCAAUAUUUUUAUCCAUGGGUGGUGCAAAAUAAACAGGGUUGAAGAGGCACAGUGGACAAUACAAGAGAUGAAGGGACAUGGUUUUCGCCCAUGUGUCAUCAGCUACUCGACGAUUAUCCAAUCUUAUUGCUUCCAAAGCAACUUCAGCAGGGUCUAUGAGCUCCUUGACGAAAUGGAAGUACAAGGAUGUCCUCCUAAUGUUGUCACUUUCACCACUAUUAUGCAUUUUUUGACAAAGUCGGGAGAUUUCAAUGAAGCGUUGCAGAUGGCUGAGAGAAUGAAAUCUGUUGGCUGUAAACCGGAUACACUAUUUUACAAUGCCUUGAUUCAUACACUAGGCAGGGCUGACCGCAUUGAGGAGGCUUUGUGUGUUUUCACUAAAGAAAUGCCCCAGAAUAAAAUUUACCCAAAUACAUCGACCUACAAUUCCAUGAUCGCUAUGUUUUGCCAUCACAGACAAGAACGGAUGGCACUGCAAUAUCUUCGGGAUUUAGAAAAUUCACCGUAUUGUAAACCAGAUGUCCAGUCAUUCUAUCCACUGCUCAAGCUGUAUUUUCAAGCUGGGGAGAUAGAGAGAUGCUUGACUAAUUUACUAGACGACAUGGUUAAGAAGCACCAUUUAUGUCUUGACUUGGCAACUUUCACACUUUUGAUUCAUGGGCUAUGCAGGGCUGAUAAAUGUGAGUGGGCGUACAGGCUUUUCCAGGAUAUGAUAGGUCAAAGCAUAAAACCUAGAUAUGUUACAUGUUCAUUGCUUUUGCAAGAAGUCAGACAGAAGAAUAUGUAUGAUGCGGCUGCAAUGAUCGAAGACUUCAUGAAGACAAUGAAAUCCUCCUGAAUGAUGACAAAUGCAGGUAAUUGUCACAAAGUAGUCGUAGCAAUUUUCCAUCUCACGUUUUUUCUUUUGCAUGAGGAUUCGUUCUGGGCAAGCCACAGUAGAUGCACAAAUUGGCUAAUUGUUUUGAUUUCAGUUUUUAAGUUAGAUCUUCUUGUUGUCUGUGUGGCACUACAUUUCUUGGAUUGAAAUUUGUGUCUAAUAGUGCAAUGACUCCCUACAUUAUUGUA
Messenger RNA from Sesamum indicum (sesame), 2265 nucleotides. Its product is annotated as Tetratricopeptide repeat (TPR)-like superfamily protein. Gene Ontology annotation, molecular function: protein binding. NCBI's taxonomy places the organism in Eukaryota, Viridiplantae, Streptophyta, Magnoliopsida, Lamiales, Pedaliaceae. The record is from RefSeq and is a predicted model, not a curated record.